Messenger RNA from Bombina bombina (fire-bellied toad), 11706 nucleotides. It is a transcript of the gene CRYBG2, whose product is annotated as crystallin beta-gamma domain containing 2. Gene Ontology annotation, biological process: lens development in camera-type eye; visual perception. The transcript is spliced from 22 exons. Lineage: Eukaryota; Metazoa; Chordata; Amphibia; Anura; Bombinatoridae. The record is from RefSeq and is a predicted model, not a curated record. The coding region runs from base 171 to 11165 and encodes 3664 amino acids. Gene Ontology annotation, molecular function: structural constituent of eye lens.
CACAGCCUCAGGUGACAGGUAAGCGUUUUCAUCCUGCUUCUUCACUCCCCCUUCAGACCUGAGGCGCUUCACCCCUCCACGUUUCUACCAGCCCCACCUCUCCCCACCCCCUGUGUGCAAGAGACUACAACGCUGAGGUUCCAGGGGGUCCAGCGCUGUCCCACCUCGCAAUGUCCUCAGGGGAGACAGAGGGGUCAUCUCCCACCGUAAGUUCGCCCACCACAAAGAAGAAAAGCUUGAGAAGAAGGAUACUCAGGUUCUUCUCUAGGAGUGAAAGCAACCUGAAGAUUGGCGACAAGUCCCCAACAGAGCAACCUGUAUCUCCAAUAAAAGGUGCCAAGACCCCUACUGAGGAACCAACGUCUCCUAUUAAGGGUGUAGGACUUCUAGAGAGAAAAUUCAAGACCAACUGGGGCGAGAAAAAAGGGAAAAAGGACAGGAAUGACGCCCAGGACAGGUGGCAGGAAGAGAUACAUGAUGCAGCACAAACCUUGCCACAGCUCAGAUCACCCAGCUCUGAAGAUCCUGUCAUCCGGAGGGCCUCAAGGUCAACAAAGACUCGUUCCCUUAGUUAUUCUGAAACAGAUUUACCAGCCUCUGGUAUCUUCUACCGAUUUGGAAGCUUAACCUGGCGCAAGAAACGGUCUGGUGGCCUAGAAAACAAUGGAGCAACUUCCCCCAAAUCCCCCCCUGAUGACAGACACUGGUCAAUGGGACGAUUGGAAAGACCUGCUCUGGGGAGUGAUAUAGAACUGGAAAAGGGACGCCCUAAAUCCUGUCUGGUGGAAUCAAAUUUCAUGCUCAAUAGUGGUCAGGGUUAUAACCUUGGUAGCAAAGAUAGUCAAGAAAGUCGAGGGAUUCUAGAAGUCUCAACAUCUUUUGACUAUUUGACAGAUGAGGUUAAAGGUCAUUAUUCCAGUGAUGUCUCACUUGAUGUAAUCAAUAACCCACUGCAACCAUCAGCAAACUCUCCUGAGACCCAAGAAGGGGGGCUAGGAGACAGAUCCCUACACCAGUGGGCAGAGAAUAUACUAAAAGAGUACUUGCCACCCAGCCAGAAGUCUCCUAGCUACUUGUAUGCAGGAUCUGGAAGUCCUCGCAUUUUGGGGAUUUUGGAAGAAAAUGAAGAGCCCCCUUUGUAUCAGAGUCCACUUUAUCACCGUGGCAUAAAUCAGGAUGAGGACACAUUCAACUCCUUAAUUUCUUCACAAGAAAACAAUCUGCUCACACCCUUUAAUGUCAGAGCAGUCCAAAAUCAGACCACCGAACAUCAGAAAUCUAUACAGCAGGAUGACAGUGCUCAAUGCUUACUACAGACUUUAGACCCAGUAGAUUACAAACCCUUCAGUUUGUAUGCCUUGUCUGAAACUGGGGUUCAGAGGGAUAAAGCACAAAGUCUCAUUGCUCAGCUUCAGCAGGACCCUAUAGAAGGAGGGGGACAGGAAACAAAGACACUAAACCAGAAAUCCCUACAUUCAAGUCAAUUGACUAUGUAUAAAGUGAAGAAAGAAAUAUCACAAAAGCAUAGCCCUCUUUACCAUCACUCAGUAAAAGAAGAGAAAAAGAAAAAGAUUACAACGUGUCUUAUUUCAUUGGCAUCUACUCCUUUAAAUCCAGAAGUUCCCAAUAAGGAGACCUCUUUACAGCAGAAAAUAGAACUCCCCCAGGUUAACUCAGAGAAAGGGGUACACGAUGAAGCUUCUCCACAAGGUACUCCUAAAAUCCGCUAUGAAGUUAUCAUAACCCUGACUAAAGAGGGGGCAGAGGUACCAGGGAAGAAAGGGGAGCAGCUGAGAAAGGAGGAACUUGUAAGACCAGAUACAGAGCUGUCACCUUCAUUGGAAUCUCAGGCAUGUGGACACCUUGGGGCGGGUCAUGCAGAAGUGACAGAUGAGGCACACCCAGGAACACCGGAGCACAGUAAAGAAGAUACAGCACAGGCACAGGAGGAGGAGGAGGUUAUCCCUGUUGACAAGAGGGGAGGAGAGACCUGUAAGGGGGCAUCACUGGACAGAUCCCAAGACUUUGAAGUGACUGAGGUGUGCUGCCUUCCCAUCUCUGACUCUGCAUUGGAGACUGGACACUUUAGACAGGACUCUUCCAAGAUGGAGAAGGAUGGGAGACUCCAUAAAGAGCAUAGUCACAGCCUUAAGAGUGCUCAGUCCUCUAACACUCGAGAACUUCGAAACUCUUAUGAAUCGUCAGCCAUGUCAACCACAAGGAAUAGAGAAUCCAACUCAGUGCAAGUAAGGAUGAUAUCCCCACAACCUUAUGUGGGCCAUGUGAAAGGUCUUCGUAAAGUAUUUGAAGACAUUGGACAGAGGGAGGAGGCCCCCCAACAGUGGGAGAAACUCAGAAUCAAGCCAUUUGGAUCACUGAGAGAAAAACCCCCACAGGUGAAAAGGGUACCCCUGAACACUCCAGGGGUGCAUGAACCAGUUUACUCACAAGUUUUCAAUCCUGUCAGAGCGAAGUCAUUGGAAAGGAAAGCUGAGUGUGGUAAAAUCUCUGUUAGACCCACAUCCCCAAUCUUGAAUAUGGUGAUAUCAUCCCGGAACUGGGACAAAAAUUGGUCUAACGAAACUCCGACUGAAAUCAGUCCCAAAAAUGUAGAAAUAUUUGGCAGAAGCCGCAGAGAGAGAGAUGCCCACCGCAGACAAAUAAGAUCUACACAACAAGAUAUUAUUGUGCCUCCCAGGGUCCCCACACCACCAUUAGAGAGGGCCAGGGAUAAUAUAUCUAUUAGUCUGAGAUCUCCAAAAGGCUGGAGAAAAUAUGAAGAGAGCCAUGUUGCUCAGUCACCAAAAGAUCUCCGGGUCUUGAAGGAUACUGCAGCUUCAGUAGAGACUCAUAGCUCAGAUACAUUCUUUUUUAGUGGUCAACUAGACCAAAAACACAUUACAGAUGUUGGUAAACCAAGUUUGAAAGAUAAUGUGAUUCUCAUCACAGAACCACAUGAAAAGAGCAAAGAACAGUAUGAAAGCUCCUCUGAAACCAGUCUACUUCAGAAUAAAAAACCUUUUAGUAGUUCAGAAGAGACAGAAAUAAACAUUUCUGAAAGGUCUAUAGAAAGAUAUUCUAUACCUCUCAAUCUCAAGGAUGCCCAAUGGGAGAUAGACAAAUCUGUAGAUUCUGAACCUGUUAAAGGUCUAAAACAUAAAAGAGUGACUAUUCCAUUUUCAGAAAGUCUUUUAGUGGAAAACAAAGGAGAUGAAGGAAGUAGCAAAAUUACUGUUACAGUGAGGCCAGCAGAGCAAAAAUCUAAUAAAUCUAAUCUACAAGAUAUAAAAGAAGCAGUUAAACACCAAAAAGAACCACCCGAAAAAAGCAAUAAAGAAUUUGAAGGGACUUCUAUGUUUGAUGAAAACUCUCUUAUUGGUUCUACCUGGGAAAAGACAUCAUUGUUUGAAAGGAAUGUGGAAAAUGAAAGAGACUCUGUUCCUUUGUUUAUUAAUGAUAUCAGGUGGGAGAAAGAACAUUCUGGGAAUCCAGAGCCAGUCAAGGAACAUAAACAUAAGAUAGCUGAUAAUGCUUUUUCAGAAUGUCUUUUAAAUGCAGACAAUGCAAACAACGGAAGUAACGCGGUUAUAGUUAUAGUCAGAAGAGCAGAACAAGGAAUUCCUGGUCCUGAAACAAAGGCACCAACUAAAAUGCCUCUACAAAAGCAUGAUAGUCCACUUUCAAAAGAGAAAGAUAGUACAUUUGUUAAACAGACUAUUGAAGGUGAAAGGGUUUCAGUCCCUCUUCUGUUAAAGAAUGUUAACUGGGAGAAUGAGCAUCCUGUGGAUUCUGAACCCGUUAAAGGUCUUAAAUACAAGGUAGAUAAUGAUAAUGAAUCAAGUAGCAAAGUUAUAGUAAAAGUGAUCUCAGCAGAAACAAACCUUCCUGUGCAAGAAGCAAAGGAAUCAUUUCAAAAUCAAAAAGAACCACCUAAAACCAACAGUGAACAGAUUGAACUAAUGUCUAAACUAGAUGGAAAUCAUUGUAUUAAAUCACACAAAUCAACAAGGACGAUGGAGAGUGAAAGAACCACUGUUCCUCUCCAUUUAAAGGAUAAUCAAGGGGAUUCUGCACCAGUCAAGGGUCUUAAACACAAGGCAGUGAAUAUUGCUUUUUCAAAGAGUCUGUUUGGAGAAGACAAUGAUGAUGAUGAGGAAAAAAGCAAAGUUAUAGUGAAAGUGAUCUCUGGAGAGCAAAAAAAGGAGGAAGCAAAGGAAAAAAAUGAAAAUAAUAAAGGACUCUCUAAAUCCAUUAGAGAACAGGUUAAACUAAUAUCUAGAUUGGACGAAAAAUCUUGUAUUAAUUCAGACAAUACAACAAGGGCAAUAGAAAGUGAAAGAGACACAGUUUGUCUUAUUUUGAAGGAUUCUCAUUUGCUUAAUGACACUCCGAUGGAUUCUGCCCCAAUAAAGGGUCUGAAACACAAGACAUUUGAUGAUGAUUUUUCAGAUGGUCUGGUAAAUAAAGAAAGAAAAGAAAGUAGCAGGGUUGUCAUAAGUAUGAGAUCAGGAGAACAAGGGACAUUUGAAAAUGGAUCGAAUGUGCUUGCUCAAAACCAAACAGGACUAACUGAACAAAACAAGGAACUACUUGAAAGAUCUUCUAAAUUGAAUGUACUACAAAAUGAAACUUCUCUAAUCAGUUCAAGAGAAAUAGAGAGGACAUUGUAUGAAAGACCCAUAGCAAGUAAAAGAGACUCUGAUCCUCUAAUGCUAAAGGAUGUUUAUUGGGAGAAUAAACAGCGUGUGGAUUCUGAUUCAGUCGAGGGUUUGAAACACACGAAAUUGGAUGUCAAGCUUUCACAAAGUCUAUUAGGAGAACAGAAAGAGCAUGAAGACAGUAGCAAGGUAGUAGUGAUGGUAGUGAGGCCUGGAGAACGAGUUCAAAAAGAAUUAUUUGAAAUAAAUUCUGUUGAAAUUCCUGUUAUUAAUUCAUUUUCGACAAGUAGACUGUCUGAAACUACAGUAGAAAGUAAUAAGCAUGCUGUCCCUCUCUUGUUAAAGGAUGUUAGGUGGGAAAUUGAGAAAAGUGUGGAUUCGCAACCAGUCAAGGGUUUGAAACACAAGACAGCUGAUGUUGAUUUAUCAGAAAGUCUGCUAGGAGAAGACAAAGAAAAUGAAGAAAGUACCAGAGUCUUAGUAACAGUGAGAGCAGCAGAAGAAGCAAAUUCUGACAACUGUACUACAACUCCAUUAGGAAAUGACAUAGGAAUAACAGAAAAAAACAAUGAACCAUUGGGAGGAUAUUCCAAAUUAUCUAUUUUACAAGAUGAAAGGCCGCUUAUAAGUUCAGCAGACAGAGACAGGCUUUUGCUUGAACAAGUGAUGGAAAGUGACCAUGUUCCUCUUCUACUAAAGGAUGUUCAUUGGGAGAAUGUAGAACAUAUGGAUUCUGAAUCAGUUAAGAGUCUAAAACACAAGACAAAAGAUAUUAAACUUUCAGAACUUCUUUCAGGGGACCAUAAAGAAAAAGAAGAUAGUAGCAAGAAUGUAGCAACAGAGAGGUCAGCAGAACCAAAUAUUAAUUUACAAGAAAUCAUGGAACCAGAUAAAAAUCUGAAAGAACCACCUGAAAAGUGCAAAGAAAAGGAAUUUGAAAUAACUGAAUUUAAUGAAAAUUAUCGUAUGAGUUCUGUUAAGACAGAGCCACUACUUGAAAGGAAAGUGGAAAGACAUGUUGAGUCUGUUCCGCUCCUACUAAAGGAUGUUCGGUGGGACAAUGAACAGCAUGUUGAUUUACAACCAAUCAAGGGUUUGAAAUACAAGAAAGCUGAUGCUGAUUUUUCAGAAAGUCAACUAAGAGAAAACAAAGAGAAUGAAGAAAUUACUAUGGUUUUAGACAUAUCCACAACAACAGAACAGUCUGAUUCUGAAAAACAUACUAAAAUACCUUUACAAAGCCAGAUAGGAAUAAAAGAAAAACAUGAUGAACCUUUGGAAAGGUCUUCUAAAUUGUCCCUCAUACAAGAUGGAAGUCCAUUUAUCAGUUCAUUAGAUAGAGACAUGCACUUGUUUGAACUAAUGAUGGAAAAUGAUAGAAAGCUAAAAGAGGGUCUAAAUCACAAAGCAAUGGAUAUCAAAAUUUCAGAAAAUCUUUUAGGGGAGCAGAAAGAAGAAAUUAGCAAGGAGAUAGAGAUAGUGAGGUCAGAAGAACAUAAUAUUACUUUACAAGGACUAAUGGAACCAACUCAAAAUCAGAAAGAACCACCUAAAAAAAGCACUGAAUUUAAAAGAACUGAAUUUAAUGAAAAUUAUUUGAUAGGUUCUGUUGAGUUAGGAACACCACUUGAAAGGCACAUGGAAAGAGAUGUUGAGGCUGUUCCUCUCCUUCUAAAGAAUAUUUGGUGGGAAAAUGAACAGCAUGUGGAUUCACAACCAAUCAAGGGUCUAAAACACAAGAAGGUUGAUGUUAGUUUUUCAAAUACUCUCACAGGAGAACACAGCAAUGAAGGAAAGAACAAGUGUAUUGUCACAGUUAGUGCAGGAGAGCAAGAGGUUCAUGAAAACAGAACUAAUAUUUCAGAAUUUAUUGUAAUACAGCAUGAGAAAGACAUUGCUUGUAUUCCCUCAGAGACUGAAACUUGCAAAGAGGAGGUUACAGGAUCUUCCAAAGAAAUAAUUAAAGAUGUUGGACAGAUGAUUCUUGAAAUAACAGAGAAUACAACAAUGAGAAAAGAAGUAUGCAUUACUGGAGAAGAUAAAGAAAAUAACAGCUCUUGCACAACAUCAAGUAAUGACCUAGAGAAAAUUAUUGAUAAGCCCUUUAACAUUUUAACCAAUAAAAUAGAUGAGGUGUGGCAUGCCAGUCAUUCUGAUUUUAUAAUACAAAAGAAUGCUGCAAACAAUUCUGAGAUGGAAUCUGUGGUGGUAUCAGCAAAUCAUUCCCUACCUAUGGAAGAAUUAUCACAGAAAGAAGAGGCAGGAGAUAUUACAUAUGGGGGCAUGCCAGCAGGAGGUGAGCAGAACAUGCAAAUUAUAAAAGAAACAGAUAUUACACAAUUGCCUUCAGAAGAUUUGAGUGGGAAAAAUCAAGAUUUUACACACAUGAUUCAAACAUUAAAUUCAAAUACUAUAUCUCAACCAGAUAAAGAGUUGAGGGAGGGCACUGGAAUCGUAGAUAAAACCAGUGAAGAAAUAGUCCAAACCAAAGAUAUUGUCAAUCAAGUUGGAAACAUGAUUGCUAAAAAUGGAGAAUGCGUGAAAAUUAUGCCCAUAGAGGAGGAGCAAGAAAAAAGUACCAGUAAAUGGCAACCAAAUAUACUGGACCAAGCUCAAAUUUUUAACAUUGACCAAGAUGAAUAUAGAGUGGACAAAACUAGAUGUAUAAAUGGUCAUAUUACAGAUGUUGUAACUGUGCCCACUGGGUCAUCAGAAGAUUGCAGCGAUCAGACAGAUGGAAAUGUGAAUUUAAAUGUUUAUGAUAUAAUUAUAGACCAAAUGAGCCUUGCAAUGAACAAAAAAGAAAGUAUGAUGACUCAGUCUACAGAAUCAUCAGAAAAGACUAGUGAUGACUCAUAUGGAGAGGUUAUCAUGGAAACUGGUGAUAUGGUCCAAACUAAGGAUUCAACUGAGCAUACUGAAGAGGCAGAAGGAAAUGGCAAUUAUAAAUUAGCUUCAGAUGCUAACAUCAACCAUACUGGAGAGCUAACUGUUCAACCAUUAGAUACAAUGAAUGUGUCAACACUAAAUGCCAGUGAUCAGCUAACUAGAAAUCUGAUGGCUCAAUAUACCGAAGUAAAAAAACAAGCUGAAAAUAUGAUUGUUAUACUAUCAACUAUUGAUAAGCCAGAAAAUACAAUUGAGGAUUCAGCUAAAAAGGCUAUAGAUAUCACAGAUACAAAUAGAGAUGUGAUCACCAAAUACACAGAUUCAACAGACCAAAAAAAAAAUGUAGGAAAUUUUGCUUUAGAUGUAGUAGACUGUGCAGAAGAUGUAAUUGUUCAUGAAUACACAAAACAUGAGACAACUGACAAUAUAAAUGGCAACACAGCCUCCCAAAUCCAGAACAACAACCUUAUACAGAAACAAAUACCUGAUUCUCUAAUAAACACAAACGAUUUACAGAAGAAUACAGGUGAAAGAGACAUGGAGUCUGUAGUUAAUGAUGCUUGGUCAAAACCUCAGGGUGAGCUGACAUUUCAACAAACCACUCACAGUUCAAUACAGUUGCCCAAAGUCUCUAGUGUUGAUCAAGGUUCUACAUUGAAUGAAGUAACUGCAAAGGUCACAGGUGAAAAGGUUCCUCAUGUUGAAGUGGAAGAAGAAAGAGAGUCUCCUGAAGACAUGAAUGUUUGGGUGAACACCCUUCGACAGCUGGAAACGCCUGAAAUUAUGAAAUACCAAAGAGUUCCACGACAACCACGUUCCUCUCCAUUAAACAUGUAUGCCACCUUAUCUCCUAUAAAAGAGGAUAUUGGCUCUCCAAAAACUGACAUUAACUCUCCAAAUUUAUUUACAAAACAGACUAAUAAUAUGGAAAUGAGUCCAUUGCAGAAAACAAGUAACCAAAAUACAGAGACAGAAAAUAAGCAGGAUCAGUCUGAGAAGAUCUUGUUCUCAUGGGAGAGGGAAGCUAGUAAACUGUCAGAUAAGUCAUCCCCACUGGAGAUGAUGAGAAAGCACUCAGGGGAAGAGACGGCCAGAAGUGCAGCCUACAAAACUUUAAUCAACCAAAAUCUCAGUCAACGUCAAAGUUCAAUCAUUGGAUCCUUGCUUCUUUCUGAUAGACUGUCAGAAUCAAAGUCAGAGGGAAAGCCAUACUCUAGGCUGGACAGCAGCCUUCUCUUGAGCAGCUAUAUGAGACCCAAGAAAGACUCACAGCAAAUGAGCCCAGUGGAAGUGCCAGCUCCAUCACAGAAUACUCUUGUCAAAGCUGGUGAUCAUCCAUCCCUUGACAAUAACCCUUCUCUUGACACGAACAAGGACUCUGAAACAUCUCCACCUAAAAAUGAAGAGGAUUUAGCACCUGCUCAGCCAUCUAAUCAUCAUUCCAAAAAGGAAAGCACACCAGUUGCCUCCCCAUUUAAAGCCUUCCCAGAAGUCUGGAUUAACACUGGAAAGCACCAUGGGAAAGUGAAUCCUAGACCAGGGAAGAUUAUCCUGUUUUCGGAGGCUGGAUACAGAGGAAAGAAAUAUGAAACUUCUAGUGAUAUAACUAACACUACUAGAUGGGAACUGCAGGAAUCCAUUUCUGUGUGUGUUAUCCGUGGAGGCUGGCUAUUGUAUGAAAAGCCUCAGUUCCAGGGUAGGCGUGUAAUGCUUUGUGAAGGUGAUAUUGAAUUGACUUGUCCCUGGAGCAAUCCAAAGAAGCAAGAAAAAGACUCUCAGGAUAGAGAAAAGGAAUCGAAAUUCUGGGUUGGAUCCCUGCGCCAUGUUGUGAGGGAUUUCCAGGUUCCAGAGAUCAGCCUUUUCUCUGAGGAGAAUGGAGAGGGAAGGAAAGUGAAAUACGUGGGUGCCAUGCCAGACAUUCGUGAACAUGAGCAACCUGUCAGGGCGGUUUCCAUCAUUGUUCACAGCGGCAUGUGGCUGGUAUACGGUCAGCCGUCCUUUGAAGGUGACCCCUAUAUUUUGGAACGUGGAGGAUACCCCACCAUGAAGGCCUGGGGAGGCCAAGACCCUAAUCUAUGCUCCCUGCAGCCAGCGCUAAUUGGAGGUCCCACUGUGGAGAAACCCAAUGAGCCAAAGCUGCUCCUUUUCCAGCUUCCCAAUUUCCAAGGACCAUGUUGGCAGGUGACAAGAGAUCUGCACUCCCUGCAGCAUGAAACCAACUCCGAGGGGCAAUCCCUGACUUCUGUAGGGUCUCUGCAGGUUCUUGGUGGAUGCUGGGUGGGUUAUGAGAAGGAAGGUUUUCGGGGUCACCAGUACCUUCUGGAGGAGGGAGAUUACAGAGACUGGUCCUAUUGGGGAGGCUGCACAGAGGAGCUGGGAUCUAUCCGCCUUAUUCGUACGGAUUUUUCAGAACCAGAAAUCAUACUGUACGAGAAACCUGGUUGCACAGAGGGUCCAUGCUUGCGGCUAAGUGAAGCACUCGCUGACAUGGAGGAAGCUCAUUACGGGACAAACACAGGCUCUAUUGAUGUGCUGAGUGGAGUAUGGGUGGCCUAUGAGAAUGUAGAUUUCUCAGGGGAGCAGUAUAUCCUGGAAAAAGGGACUUAUCAUAAUCACCCCGACUGGGGAGCCAAGAACACCCAGAUUAGCUCUCUUCAGCCAGUAGUACAGGUUGGAGGCCACAGCCUGCAUUUUGUAUCAAAGAUACAUCUAUUCUCUGAGGAGAACUUCCAAGGUGAAUAUCUGACCUCUGAAGAAGACCGCGUGCUGCUGCCAGAUUCCUUUACACCCAAAUCCUGUCGUGUAGAAGGAGGCAGCUGGAGUUUGUACGAAGGGGAAAAUUGCAGCGGAGAGCAGUACAUAUUAUCAGAGGGAGAUUACCCGACGCGUACUGCCAUGGGAUGCCUUACAUUCUGCACUCUGCGAUCUGCUAGAAAAGUACCUCUUUAUUUCUCUGUUCCAUCCAUCUCACUUCAUGGCCUAGAGAGGUUUGAGGGGAAGGAGCUGGAAUUCUCAGGGGAGGUUCGGAGUUUGCAGGGCGAGGGGUACAACAACCAUGUCUUGUCUGUUAAAGUUGGGAGUGGAAUAUGGGUGCUGUAUGAGCACAGUGAUUUCAGAGGUAGGCAGUGGUUACUGGAACCAACAGAGAUUCCUAAUUGGCUGCUGUACAGUGGUCAUCAGCGAAUUGGAUCACUCUGUCCUAUUCGGCAGAGGAGAGUGUAUUUUAGACUCCGGAAUCGCUCCCUUGGAUUAUAUUUGUGUGUCCCAGAGCCAACUGAAGAUAUGAAGGCUGCACGGGUCCUGAUAUCAGAACCGCGAGAUGGCAGCUGUGACAUGUGGUACUAUGAGGAAGGUCGCAUUAAAAAUCAGCUGACUCCUCAGAUGAGUCUGCAGGUGAUUGGUCAGCCCUGCUCCGGCACUAAGGUGGUCAUGUGGUCUGAUGGGCGCAAACCUCUACAGACAUGGUUCUUAGACGAUUCUGGGUACAUCACAAAUCUCACAUUCAAAGGAUUGUGUCUUGAUCUAAAAGGAGGUCAUAGCUAUGAUUCAGACCAUGUUGUGGUGUGGAACACUACAGAAGACAGACUCACCCAGCACUGGGACCUUGAGGUGUUCUGAGAAGGACAUAAUGAACAUUCACUGUGUGUCAGAGAACAAUGGACUAUUUUUUUCAUGCACUGACUCUAAAUUUGCGUAUCCAGCUGCUUUCCUUUUUUUUAUUCACACUCUGAUGCAACGGGACCUGUAUAUAGCACACCCAUACAAAGUACCUCAAGAGAUGACCUAUUUACAGUAUUCCUGCUGUAGAAGUUGAAGACUUAAAAACUGGUGUGAGAAAAGUACUUUUUUGUGAUUACUCAAGAGGAAAUAGUUCUUCUCAAUCACCUAAGUAGCCUGUUGGAUUGGUACCUUCACUCACCCUAUUUAUGAGUAUUCCAAACACAAAAUGUGAACUCUCAAACAAGGUGAAAUCGGCAAAUCUUCAUAUAGUGUUAAUGUGUACAUCUGAGUUUCAAUCUCAGAUACAGGAUUAAAUGUAUUUAUAUUUAUAUAUAUUUUUAUACAAAUUCCCUGAUCUUCAUCUUUUCUAUUUCACAGUUUCUUGGUGGUUUUGUACAUAGUAUAUUUGUGGGACUUAUUAAAUAUGGUCAGACACGCA